This is a messenger RNA of Linum trigynum, 1221 nucleotides long. Lineage: Eukaryota; Viridiplantae; Streptophyta; Magnoliopsida; Malpighiales; Linaceae. The record is from the annotation of a GenBank genome assembly.
AAACAAAACUAAAAACCGGAUAGAGAUGAUCAUGGCGCCUUUCGAGUUCAAUUCCACUACCCAUUUCGUCGCUUCAUCGGAAUCUACCACGAUCGACGUCUACGAGCUGACUCCAUCAACAACUUCCCCGUCUUCAGCUGUCAGAACCACCGACUGGAAAAUCGUCGCGACCGUCGCAGGCUCGCAGCCACUAGUCACCAACAGCAGGAGAAUCAAUACGACGCCCUGAAGUUGUUCGAAGAGGAGAUCACAGGGCGGGACCUGAGCAAUCUGGCAGAGGACCUUUCGCAGUCCCAUUUCUACGUCAACCCACUUGGCAAUUGCUUCAUAGACCUCUCCGCCGGCGACGGCGAGUUUGUCGAUCCGGCGUUUGGGGUACAGUUCUUGAGACUAAACGACACCUUCAACUGGUCUCAAUACGGCGCCGUUAACCCCCCUCCGCCGUCCACAGUCGGCAAUCUGUGGGACACCCGCCACGGGUUCCCCCAUCGCAGCAGCGAGAAGAGCGAGGCGAUUGUCGAUUACAAGAAGCAAUUGUACAAUAUAUUAAUAUUAUACUCCAAUUUUAAUUUAAUUCAUGAUCUAUAUAGAGCACAAUGGAUCAAAUCGGUUGGAAUGUAUUUGGCCUCUGGUCUCAUUCAAUUCGUGGUCUUGUAAUCUGUAAGUUCGAUUAAUUAAUAGCUCGACAUUAGAAAUCUUCAAGGUUGUCAACCCGUGGGUCGACCCGCGGGUUGACCCACUUUGACCCUGACCCAGUGAGAAAAACGGGCCGCAUGCACCCGCCGGGUUGGAGGUCAAAUUGUGUCAUUUUUUUCUUUAAUUGUUUUGCGAAAUGUGACUAUUUUCCGAUUUUUCUUUUCGCCAAACUCAAUCUUUGGAAUCCUAAGUUAAACAUUUGAAUAUUAAUGUUAUAUAAGUAUGUGUGAAUUUUCACUAUAUGCGGAAUCUAAGUACGAAAUGUUAUUUUGGUGUAAUAUUAUAUGUUAUAAUUUAUAUGUUAGAUGAGAUUUGAUAUAAUUUAUCAGGAUAAGUACAAUAUAAUGACACUUUCCAUAUUUCCGGACUAGACCGGGUUAAAACGGGUGACCCAUUAACCCUUGACCCACUAGCUCAACCGGGUCCGGGUCAACCCGCGGGUUGACAACCUUGAAAAUCUUUUUUUACUCAUCCUAACACUAAUAGAAACUAGAAAGAGGUUCUCCAUAAAAAUAUGUUUAAUUC